Penicillium canescens is the source of this 1023-nucleotide messenger RNA. Its product is annotated as SDR family oxidoreductase. The transcript is spliced from 3 exons. The coding region runs from base 1 to 1023 and encodes 340 amino acids. Lineage: Eukaryota; Fungi; Ascomycota; Eurotiomycetes; Eurotiales; Aspergillaceae. The record is from RefSeq and is a predicted model, not a curated record. Gene Ontology annotation, molecular function: oxidoreductase activity, acting on the CH-OH group of donors, NAD or NADP as acceptor.
AUGUCUACACAAAAGCCUUUAUACGUCCUCGUCACUGGCGCAACAGGAUUCAUCGGUGCCCAUGUCGUCGAUAACCUCUUGGCUCGUGGAUUCUCAGUCCGAGGAUCAACAAGGUCCAAGGUGAAGGGGGAUCAAAUGAAGGCAGCGCGUCCUCAGUAUGCCUCCAAGCUCGAUUUCGUUGUGGUGGAAGACUUUACCAAGAUCGGAGUAUUCGAUUCUGUGAUGGACGGCAUCGACGCAGUCAUCCAUAUAGCAAGCCCAUUCUUCUACGACACCGCCAACAAUGAACAAGAACUCGUCCUGCCGGCAAUCAACGGAGUAAAAUCCAUCCUCUCCGCCUCAGCCAAACAAGGGACUCAAAUCAAGCGCGUUGUCAUAACAUCUUCCUUCGCCGCCGUAGUCGACGUGAACACCACCCCACCAAAGGGCUUCACCUAUACAGCCGCACAAUGGAACCCACUCACAUACGAGACAACAAUCGACCCCAAAUCCGACGCCGUAGUCGCAUAUCGCGGCUCAAAGAAAUUCGCCGAACUAGCAGCGUGGGAAUUCGUCAAGGAUCAAAAGACAGCCUUCGACCUGGUGACUCUGUGCCCACCAAUGGUCUUUGGCCCUGUGGUCCAUCCCGUGCCUACCGUGGAGCAACUGAACGAGUCGAACGCUGUCCUUUGGAGUGUGGCCGCCGGCGCGGAUCCACUACCUGGUGCGCGGGUCCCUGCUUGGAUUGAUGCGCGUGACCUUGCAGAGGCGCAUGUUCAGGCGUUACUUAUCCCAGAGGCCGGUGGGAAGAGGUUCAUUCCUGCUUCAUUAGAGCCUUUCUCUUAUGAGCUUGCUGCGGAUAUUAUUCGUGGGGAGUUUGAUUGGGGUAAGGAGACUGUUACCUCGAAUUAUAAGAUGGAUGAGAAGCCGACUGUUUCGUAUGGGGUUGACGGAGAGACUGUGGCUCGAGAAUUGGGGGUUAAAUACCGGCCUUUCAAGGAGACUGUGGUUGAUUUUGUGGGACAGAUUAAGACUCUGGUUUAG